GUAACAGUGACUUUACAGAUUGGAGACAACAAAUAACCUGGCUGUCGUUUGGCUGUCUGAGGUGAGCAAGCAAAGCUGAAUUCGUUUGGACUUUUGCAAAUUGGGAAGCAAGGUAUUCUUAUUUGCAGCAAGUUGCUAUUUAUCAUAAUUCAUUUUGCUAUGUACAAAGUCAACAAACUGCUCCAUUUGUUUCUUCCUUGAUCAUAAUCCUUCACUAAUCCAGCCAGCUAAGGAAACGCCAGAGGAAUGGUGCUGCUUCCAGGAAAACCAGAGGUGUUCUUCAGAGAGAUGGUUAGACCAUCUACUCCAACACCAGACAGCCACAGAAUUCACAGGCUUUCCUUCUUCGACCAGUUUUCUCCACCAUUUUACGUCCCUCUUCUCUACUUCUACCUCAACCAUCAUCAUCAACCGAACCAUGAAGACACUACCCUUGCUGAUCUCAUCGAUGACAGAACCCGUGCGCUCAAACGAUCCCUCUCUGAAGCACUAUCCACAUACUACCCUCUAGCUGGGAGAAUGGGAGAUGAUGAAGAUGGUCCAUUAACCUUUCACUGUAACGAUGAAGGGGUCGUCUUCCUUCAAGCGCGGAUGAACUCGAAGCUGUCUACAGUUUUAAGCCAUCCAGAUGGGGACCAACGCGACGAGGCUCUGAAUCUCUUGUUCCCGGAUGGUUUUUCCGACAAAUUCACCAGCUUGAGCAGUCCCUUGCUGGUUCAGGUUACUAGCUUUGAGUGCGGAGGGAUGGCACUGUCCAUCUGUGCAUCUCACAAGGUCCUCGACAUGGCAAGCUUCUGUGCUUUCAUCAACUACUGGGCGGCCACUGCUCCUUCCACCUCGUUACCCAGCAGCACCAAAAACCACCCGGACUUCAACUUGGCUACUCUCUUCCCACCCGUUGACCUACCACCAGCAACAACCGCCAUCAUUGAGCCUCCCCCAAAGGUCAAAAGCAUCUGCAAGCGGUUCGUCUUUGGACCGUCCGACCUAGCCAAGCUCAAGGCUCUUGCGGAGAAGAACAACGUCAAGAAUCCCACCAGGGUCGAACUAGUUCUAGCAUUAAUAUGUUCCUGUGCCAUCUCAGCAUCCAAGGCCUGUCGCUCUGGGAAGUGGACCUAUAAGUUGACUCAAGCUGUGAACUUGCGCACUAGAUUGUCAACAUUGCCAGUGGCGGGAAGUGAUCUGUCAUUGGGGAAUCUGUCUUCUGCUUUUGCAAUGAAGGUUGCAGGAGAAACUGAUGAGACGGACCUCGCCGAGAUGAUCAGGAGGGUGAAAACCGAGCAUUUCAGCUCCUGCGCUGCGGAAACAGGUGGUGGCUGCGACCAGUUUCGGUGUUUUAUUGAAGAGACGAGGAAAGGGUUGAAGGCUGAGGAGGCGGAGAAGGUGUACGUUAGCUCGAGCUGGUGCAGGUUCCAGCUGUACGAAGCGGAUUUCGGAUGGGGAAAGCCCGUGUGGGUGAUAUGUGGCAUUCGGGAGCCGAAGAUCGUGCUGCUGGAUACGAGAGAAGGAGGCGGGAUUGAAGCGCUGGUGUGUUUGGAAGAAGGAGAAAUGGCUGUGUUUCAGCACGACCAGAGGCUUCUGGACUUUGCUCGCGUCAACCCUAUUGUUAGUGUUGAAACAAUGUGACAGUCCAUGAUCAGAUGAGUUAAACAAAGUGCAGAACACUUGACUUAAAGAUCGUGAUAUAGAAUUGCAUUUAGGAUUUUUGAAUUUAUUGGUUUCAAAAGAAGUUGUUCAGAAUUAUACCUGGAUAAGCUUAAAAGCUGGGGUAAAGUAGUUGAUGAUACAUGUAUUCUCUGCUCUCCUGGUCAAGAAACUAGAGACCACCUCUUCUUCAAUUGUCCCUAUUCCUUCGGUGUGUUGAAAGGUUGCCUACAGAUGAUUCAAAGAUAUUGCCCGAGCUUUGCUGGCUAUGGUGAGUAUCUAAGCUGGGCUAUUCAGCAGUUCAAAGGGAAGCAAGUCUCUGCUCUAGUGGGUCGUUUGGUCUGGAAUGUGGCUGUAAGUAUGAUCUGGAGAGAAAGGUGUUCUAGAGUCCAUGGAGGUGUAAGAGUAUGGUAUAAGAUCCAGUAGAAUCUUCUCCCAACAACUCGAGUUAUUGGGAUCAACUGGUUCUUGACAUGGUAUCAGAGUCUAAAACCGAAAGGUCAUGUGUUCGAGUCUCCACGACCCCCAAUAUUAACAGUUUAUUAAAGCACAAGAUAUGGUGGCCUGUGCAAACUUCAAGCCCAUGAGUUGGCUUUCGUUUGAGGGGGCGUAUAAGAGUAAGGCUGUCUUGUGCACUGAAGUGGUUCGAGCCGUUCGACGAUUUAUAGAAUUGACUAGAUUGGGAUAUCUGGGUUUGGAUACAGCCUGUCGAAAUGUAUUCUUGUAAUUACUUAGUGGAAGUUUGUAGUAGUUAGUAGGUUGCAGUUAGUGUUCUGUGUUCUUGCAGAACUUGUAGGCUAUAGAAUGUAAAGACCUAGUUUGCACUUCCUUUUCCAGGUUGUUGCAGGAGAGCAUAAUAAUUUUUUUUAUAUUGCCCAUAAAAAAAGUUGUUUUUGUAGUGAACAAAACAAUAAUUGUAUUGUCUUUUUUCCAGAAGAAUACAGUCAGUUGAGGUGAGUGUAUGGACUUGUAACUAAUGAUAUAACUAUCAUGCGAUUUGUUCCUAUUCUCAUACAAUGAAUUAGUUUGUCAAGCGAUGCCAGUUAUCCCUUGAUACAUGGAAAUGGACUUAUUGUGGAAUUGAACCAUUAACAAAAAAAUUGAUCUCUGAAGCAUAUCUCAAAGUCAAAGGUGAUUUUGAAGCGAACGUGUUUCUCCGAUAUUUUUUAUACUAAGGAAGUAAUGGCUUUACGAGUGAAGCAUACGAAAAUAAGAGAUUUGAUCUGACUGAAUUUUCAGAACACAUACUUGUAACCUUGUCUUCAAUCUCCAAUUCGUGAACUUACAUCAACCUAAUCAUCGAUCAAAAGAAUUUUGUAUACUUUUUAUGUAAUUUGUACACUUUGUAUCAUAAGUUUGUGUGUUUUUAUGAUAUGAUUUAUAUACUUUGUUAAUUUUUUAUUAUUAGUUUGUAUAUCAUAUAUUAUUGAUUUAUACAUCAUAUUUUGGUUUGUAUACCAUCAAUAAUUAGUUUUGACACUU
Linum trigynum is the source of this 3126-nucleotide messenger RNA. NCBI's taxonomy places the organism in Eukaryota, Viridiplantae, Streptophyta, Magnoliopsida, Malpighiales, Linaceae. The record is from the annotation of a GenBank genome assembly.